AGUCAAAACGUCCAACGUCGCUUCUCAGAUAUCCUUUUCUUCGCAUUCAAGACGUUGCUUCAUUGAUUUUUCUCAAUUUGAUUCCAGAGAAACCGCCGGAAAGUGAAUCGAAUUUCGGAAAGCAGAGACUGAAUCGGUGAUGUUGGGCGUCGUUAGGAGAAGAAUCGGGACUGGAUGCUCGUCUGCUUCGGUGUUGAGGCAGUCCUUCAAGGUGAUUCGACCUGGAGCUUCCGCGUCCGGGGAAGAGAUAUUACUUCACCCAAGAGGAUUGACGCAUGUUCGGAACUUCUCUCAUCAUGUUUUACUUGGGUGCUCUAUUGGUUUGAGGCAGACAAGGGAUGUCAUCUCCAGUGUUCACUCAGGUGCCACCAUGCAGAAGUGGAUUAGACCAUUUUCGUCAGGAGAUGGUGAUGUGGUUGAGGCUGUUGUCCCUUUUAUGGGAGAAUCCAUCUCUGAUGGUACGCUGGCAAAGUUUUUGAAGAAUCCUGGUGAUAGAGUGGAAGUUGAUGAGCCAAUUGCCCAAAUAGAGACAGAUAAGGUGACAAUUGAUGUUGUCAGUCCUGAAGCUGGUGUGCUCAAAGAGCAUGUAGCCAAGGAAGGGGAUACUGUAGAGCCUGGUACCAAGAUUGCUAUCAUUUCAAAGUCUGGUGAGGGUGUAGCUCAUGUUGCUCCCUCUGAAAAGAUACCAGAAAAAGCUGCUUCUAAGCCUUCUCCAGCUGCAACUCCAAAGGGAGAGCCAAAGCGUAAGCCUGAAACUACUGCUGCAGAGAAAACUAAAGCACCUGUACCAUCACCUCCAAAGCACUCUGCUACAGAACCCCAGCUUCCACCUAAGGAAAGGGAAAGACGAGUUCCAAUGACUAGGCUCCGGAAGCGAGUUGCAACACGAUUGAAGGAUUCUCAAAACACUUUUGCAAUGUUGACAACUUUCAAUGAAGUUGACAUGACUAAUUUGAUGAAGCUCCGCUCUGAGUACAAGGAUGCUUUCGUUGAAAAGCAUGGAGUCAAAUUAGGUCUAAUGUCUGGCUUUGUUAAAGCUGCUGUUAGUGCACUUCAGCAUCAGCCUAUUAUUAAUGCAGUAAUUGAUGGGGAUGAUAUCAUAUAUAGAGAUUAUAUUGAUAUCAGCAUAGCCGUUGGAACUCCAAAGGGCCUUGUUGUUCCAGUUAUCCGCAAUGCUGAUAGGAUGAAUUUUGCUGAGAUAGAGAAGGAGAUCAACACCCUUGCAAAGAAAGCAAAUGAUGGAACCAUAUCCAUUGAUGAGAUGGCUGGAGGCUCAUUUACCAUAUCCAACGGUGGUGUUUAUGGAAGUCUCAUAAGCACCCCUAUUAUCAACCCUCCCCAGUCAGCUAUCUUGGGUAUGCACUCCAUAGUGUCCCGUCCAAUGGUUGUUGGGGGCAACAUUGUUCCAAGGCCGAUGAUGUAUCUUGCCCUAACUUAUGAUCAUAGGCUGAUUGAUGGAAGAGAGGCAGUCUUCUUCUUGCGUCGUAUUAAGGAUGUUGUGGAGGACCCCCGGAGACUACUUCUUGACAUUUGAAGACUCUGGCACAGGCAGCUAUUUUCUGGUAUACCCAGGAUUUGAUAUAUACUUCUGCUUCAGUGAAAAAAAUAAUUCCUUGGGAUUCAAGUUUUGUAGGGUAUCAUUUGUUGAUUCACCUCGUUAUUGAGCUCCUCGAAUGCGGCAAGGCUAUGAUUGAAACUAAAUCAAGAAUAUUUAACUAUAUGUUUGAGUUGGUCUUCAAUUUAUUUAUGAAAAACUUCAUUUCUGGUGCAGUGGGCAUACCCAAUCCAAUACAAGUUCUGGAUUUCAUGUAUUGUCAUCGACCUGACAUUUGCACACAUUUCAAUUACUUUGUUGCGUUGAAAAUCAUUCACGGUAUAUGUUGAUUUCUUUUCCCGUAAAUUAAAUUUCUUAUUCCUUU
Rubroshorea leprosula is the source of this 1919-nucleotide messenger RNA. The record is from the annotation of a GenBank genome assembly. Lineage: Eukaryota; Viridiplantae; Streptophyta; Magnoliopsida; Malvales; Dipterocarpaceae.